GGAACCAAGACAUCUUCCAGGAAGCUGCUGAAGCUGAGGACCAAAAUCAGGAAAGAAGAAAACCUUUCUCAAGUGUCAUCUGUGAAAAGCGUUUGACUUUCAAAUCUGUUUUUGAUGCUCAUAUGAGAACUCAUACGGGUGAAAAGCAGUUUACAUGUGUGACCUGUGGGAAAAGUUUUAAUCGAAAACAGAGUUUAACUGAGCACAUGAUGAUUCAUACUGGUGAAAAGCCGUUUUCAUGUGUGACCUGUGGGAAAAGUUUUAAUCGAAAACAGAGUUUAACUGAGCACAUGAUGAUUCAUACUGGUGAAAAGCCGUUUUCAUGUGUGACCUGUGGGAAAAGUUUUAAUCGAAAACAGAGUUUAACUGAGCACAUGAUGAUUCAUACUGGUGAAAAGCCGUUUUCAUGUGUGACCUGUGGGAAAAGUUUUAUUCAAAAACUGCAUUUAACUAAGCACAUGAGGAUUCAUACUGGUGAAAAGCCAUUUUCAUGUGUGACCUGUGGGAAAAGUUUUAUUCAAAAACUGCAUUUAACUCGGCACAUGAUGAUUCACACUGGUGAAAAGCCAUUUUCAUGUGUGACCUGUGGAAAGAGUUUUCUUCAAAAACAUCAUUUAACUAAGCACAUGAUGAUUCACACUGGUGAAAAGUCAUUUUCAUGCGUGACCUGUGGAAAAAGUUUCAGUGGAAAAUACAAUUUAACUGAGCACAUGAGGAUUCAUACUGGUGAAAAGCCAUUUUCAUGUGUGACCUGUGGGAAAAGUUUUAUUCAAAAACUGCAUUUAACUCGGCACAUGAUGAUUCACACUAGUGAAAAGCCGUUUUCAUGUGUGAACUGUGGAAAAAGUUUUUGUCAAAAACCGCUAUUAACUGACCACAUGAUGAUUCACACCGGUGAAAAGCCGUUUUCAUGUGUGACCUGUGGAAAAAGUUUUAGGCAUAAAUCGGCUUUAACUCUGCACAUGAUGAUUCACACAGGUGAAAAUCCGUUUUCAUGCGUGACCUGUGGAAAAAGUUUUGGAUAUAAACUGGCUUUAACUCAGCACAUGAUGAUUCACACAGGUGAAAAGCCGUUUUCAUGUGUGACCUGUGGAGAACGUUUUAGUCAUAAACCGACUUUAACUCGGCACAUAAUGAUUCACACAGGUGAAAAGCCGUUUUCAUGCGUGACCUGUGGAAAAAGUUUUAGCCAUAAACCGACUUUAACUCAGCACAUGAGAAUUCACACUGGUGAAAAGCUGUUGUCAUGUGUGAACUGUGGAAAAACUUUUAGUCAAAAACCGGCUUUAACUCAGCACAUGAUGAUUCACACUGGUGAAAAGCCGUUUUCAUGCGUGACCUGUGGAAAAAGUUUUCGUCAAAAACAGGAAUUAACUCGUCACAUGAUGAUUCACACUGGUGAAAAGCCAUUUUCAUGUGUGAACUGUGGAAAAAGUUUUGGUGAAAAACGGAAGUUAACUCUGCACAUGAUGAUUCACACUGGUGAAAAGCCGUUUUCAUGUGUGACCUGUGGAAAAAGUUUUAUUCGAAAACAGGAUUUAACUCAGCACAUGAGGAUUCACACUGGUGAAAAGCCGUUUUCAUGUGGAAAUUGUGGAAAAAGUUUUUGUAAAAAACAAAAUUUAAUUCAGCACAUGAGGAUUCACACUGGUGAAAAGCCAUUUUCAUGUGUGACCUGUGGGAAAACUUUUAGUCGAAAAUUUAGUUUAACUCAGCACAUGAUGCGUCACACAGUUGAAAAGCUGUAGAAGUAUGUUCCAUAAAUGUCCUGUGUUGU
Messenger RNA from Xiphophorus maculatus (southern platyfish), 1777 nucleotides. RefSeq names its product gastrula zinc finger protein XlCGF57.1-like. Bases 123 to 1748 code for a protein of 541 amino acids. Lineage: Eukaryota; Metazoa; Chordata; Actinopteri; Cyprinodontiformes; Poeciliidae. The record is from RefSeq and is a predicted model, not a curated record. Gene Ontology annotation, cellular component: nucleus. The transcript has a single exon.